Messenger RNA from Ascochyta rabiei, 1704 nucleotides. RefSeq names its product Non-specific serine/threonine protein kinase. Lineage: Eukaryota; Fungi; Ascomycota; Dothideomycetes; Pleosporales; Didymellaceae. Gene Ontology annotation, molecular function: ATP binding; protein serine/threonine kinase activity. Gene Ontology annotation, biological process: peptidyl-serine phosphorylation; intracellular signal transduction. The coding region runs from base 1 to 1704 and encodes 567 amino acids. The record is from RefSeq and is a predicted model, not a curated record. The transcript has 6 exons.
AUGGGUCAGAGUAACGGCAAGCCCGUGGUGUUCACCGACCAAGUGAACCUCAACCACUUCCGGCUGCUGCGCGUCGUCGGCAAAGGUGCCUUUGGCAAAGUCCGCAUUGUCGAGCGCAAAGACACGGGCCUCACAUUCGCCCUCAAAUACAUACGCAAGGAUGAAGUCGUACGGUCAGAGAGCGUUCGGAACAUUAUUCGAGAGCGGCGCAUGCUCGAGCACCUCAACCACCCCUUCCUCUGCAACCUGCGCUACAGCUUCCAGGACAUUGAAUACCUCUACAUUGUAGUCGAUCUCAUGAACGGCGGCGACCUGCGAUUCCACAUCUCGAGAAAGACGUUUACAGAGGAGGCGGUCCGUUUCUGGAUGGCAGAGCUUGGCUGCGCCGUGCGAUACAUCCACCAGCAGGGCAUCGUACACAGGGACAUCAAGCCUGACAAUGUCCUGCUGGACUCGGACGGACACGUCCAUCUGGCUGACUUUAAUGUGGCUUCAGACUUCACCCCCCACAAGCCGCUCACCAGCAAGUCGGGAACGCUUGCGUACCUGGCGCCUGAAGUGUACGAGGGCAAGGGAUACUCGUGUGAGGUGGAUUGGUGGUCUCUCGGCGUGCUCUUCUACGAGUGCAUCUACAACAAGCGCCCCUUUGAGGCAAGCAGCCACGAUUCCCUCGCCGCCAAGAUCGCCAAAGGUGAACCCACCUACCCCGUAACCAGCCCUCCUGUUUCGAUGCCAUGUCUGCACGCUAUCAGCUCCCUGCUGGAGAAGGACCGUAAGAGAAGAAUUGGGGCCAUUGGUUUCGACUCGUUCAUCGACAACCCCUUCUUCCGUCCCAUCGAUUUCGCUGCGCUCGAAGCCAAAGAAAUCACCCCCAUCUUCAUCCCCUCGAGCGACAAGACAAACUUCGAUGCAACCUACGACCUCGAGGAGCUGUUGCUCGAAGAGGCGCCGCUCGAGGCACGAGCGCGUCGGCAGAAACCAAGAGAAGCGUUGAAGGACGAUGCAACAGACGCUGAGAUUCGAGCGGAGGAGCUACACAAGAUGAUCGAGACCUUGUUCGAGCCCUUCAAUUACACCGUCGUCGCCGACUCACGGCCUGCCGCCAUCGUCGUCGCAGACCCGAACGACUCCGCAAGUGGCUCAAGGACCAGCAACCAGAGCAACAGCGACCACGCUCCUGCCCCUGUUGCUGCCCAGCAAGACCCCUGGGGACGUCCUCUGGCAAGCCAAAGAUCACUGGAAGCCGAUCUCCACCCUACCCGUUCCACGACCAUGACCAACCCUCGAUCCACCACGCAUUCGCCCAAUGGCAGCCCACCCCUUGCCACGGCCAACCUAAAUCGGGGCUACAAGUCGACUACUGGCUCGCAGGUAUCGCAGCGCGGAGAACAUGCAGACUACUUCCCCACUGAGAAUGCUGAAACCACGACACCCUCAUUCUCUCGCCCCAUGAACAGCCGACCGCGCGGCUCACAGCGCAGUACCAGCAUGGGCGGCGGCGUGCAGGUAGUCCUGGACGGAACCGGGUCGUGGUCCGAGAUGGCGAACCAGAGCUCUGCCCUCGUACAGACGCCUCAGCACGAGAAGCCAUCAGGCAUGCUCGGCUUUCUCAGUCGAAAGAAAGGCCGGGACAGGAGCCCAAAGGCCAAAGAGAGGGGCGUGCUCGGCAAAGAGGGUGCUCGGGUCAUCAUCAGCAAUACCUGA